Molecule: messenger RNA, 1278 nt
Organism: Phytophthora sojae
Lineage: Eukaryota; Oomycota; Peronosporomycetes; Peronosporales; Peronosporaceae
Exons: 1
Source: RefSeq, a predicted model, not a curated record
AUGUGCAACUUCAUCAAAGCCAACGGAGAACAGUGCAAGCUUGCUCGCAACAAAGAUCGAUGCGGGAAACAUCAGAUUAUUGCAGUUGAACAAAAUAAUCUUGAGAUCAGUAUAGUAGAAGAAAUGUCGCCACAAGUCAAUACUCCAGUCAUUGCCGAAGUUGUUGAUACACCAGCGCCAUCGGUAAUCAAGCCCGUCGAGGUCUCGAAUGUCGAAGUAUGUAAAGUUCCAGAAUUGGAUCAGUCGAUUGUCGAACCGGUGAUCGCGGAAGGGGUGGUAUAUAAAGAGGAUCAAAGUUCGGAUUUGGAAUUAAAUAAUUCGAUUGAUGAGGAUGAGUUCUUCUUUGAGAAUUAUAUUGAAACAGAACGUUUCAUUCAGUAUGAUGUGAAGGAAAAUUCGCUAGAUGCCACGGCAAUCAUUGGUGCUUUCGACGAAUACUUCAAUAGUAAAGGCCUGGAUAUCGCUGAUUCAGAAAAGACAGACAGAAGGGCAUUUUUAGAUGGAUAUCGCUAUUGCUUUUAUAUCCAGCAAGGCAGUAAGACAUUGGUUCAUUAUUAUUGCAAGAGCCAACAAAUGAUGACGAACAUUCCAAUCAUGCUUGAUGAAGUUAAUGUCGCCGAGUAUUGCGUGCAAUAUGGACUCUAUGAUUCCCGCCUCUACAAACUUUGUUGUAUGAUGAAGCGAUCGUGGUUCAGUGAUAAUAACAAUACUUGGAACUUGGCUGGUAUGCUAUAUCGCAAGCAACAUGUCGAACUUGGAUUGAUGCGGAAGACAUAUCUGUGUAUUUUGCAUUCCAUGACCAAUCGAUUUGAUCAAGCUGCUGCGUUAAAAGUAUUCAAUGAUUGGGAAACAUCCAAAUAUCAUCCGAAGCUAUCUGAGUCUCAAAUCAAAUCCAUUGCUGGUGGAACUGAUCCAGAAGGAUACAAGCAAUGGAAAUCAGAGUAUGAGCCAAAGGAACUCAAAGAAAAGAAAGGCAAAGACGAAGACAAAACAAAACAAGAUGACUUGACUGUUCCUUAUUAUCCUAAGUUUAAUAUCUACUACGAAAAGGGAGAAUUGCCGCCAAUCUUCGAUUGUAAGAACACAGAAACGUAUCUUGAUGUUAUUAGUCUGAAGAAAGAAGCCAUCACAAUGGAAAGACUCUACAAGUUUAUCAAAAACAACAUUGCUUACAUUUUGCAAGGGGGGAACGGAUACUACUUGACUAAGAAUCGAGAUGCUUUCGGAGACAUCGAUUACACAGUUAUCCCCCGUAUCAAUCAAUUCGAUAUGAUGUUC